CUGAGCAAAGUCCAACAUUACUCUGUUCAGGAAGUCAUGCAUGUGUUUGUUUGGUGAGAAGACGGCGAAGAGAAAAAGAAAUGGCGCUAAGCCUUGCGUUGAUGGCAGCCGGCGUGGCAUCAGUGUCUGCGGCAGAACCGCCCGGCGUCAUCGAGAGUCUCUUUUUGGCCACCCAUCAGCGUCCCUGGCUCUGGGCGGUCUACGUCUUCAUCGUUGGACUUCCCAUCAUUCUUUUCAUUAGCUUCAUGUGGCCCGACAAGAGGUUUGGCCCCCCUGAUCAGCAAUAUUACUACAAGAAGUCUGAUGACGUACAACAUGAUGAUCUUGAAAGCUCACAGAAGAAAAAGCCAAAGCCCAUUUGGGCUGACAGAGCAUCUGUAAGAAGAAGAGAUGCUCAUGGCGAAGAAAGUAAUAGUGGUCUUUAAGACCACAGCAAACGUUACUCAGCUGGCAAAGAUUGUAAUAAAUCCAUUAGAAGAGGACAGCCUGCUGUUUCCUUUAGCUUGGACACACGCAUCUUUACCUUUGGCCAUUCUAAGACAUGAUUUUUCUAGGAGUUAUCUCACCCUCUGAGAAGCCUCCGUUUUAGUAAUGUUUUCUAAUGUUGUAACAAUGUGUAUAAUAAAUAUUACAUUUCA
This is a messenger RNA of Nerophis lumbriciformis (worm pipefish), 638 nucleotides long. The record is from RefSeq and is a predicted model, not a curated record. Lineage: Eukaryota; Metazoa; Chordata; Actinopteri; Syngnathiformes; Syngnathidae.